This is a messenger RNA of Uranotaenia lowii, 1062 nucleotides long. RefSeq lists its product as uncharacterized. Bases 1 to 1062 code for a protein of 353 amino acids. The transcript has a single exon. The record is from RefSeq and is a predicted model, not a curated record. NCBI's taxonomy places the organism in Eukaryota, Metazoa, Arthropoda, Insecta, Diptera, Culicidae. Gene Ontology annotation, molecular function: nucleic acid binding. Gene Ontology annotation, biological process: DNA integration.
AUGUGUGCUGUUCAUGCCAAAUCCUCACCGAAGACUUCUCCUCAACCGUGGCCAGCAACACAUUCUCCUUGGGAACGCAUCCACAUCGACUUUGCCGGUCCAUUCAAAGGUCUCAACUUCCUGGUUGUGGUGGAUGCCCAUUCAAGAUGGCCCGAGAUCUGCACAAUCAAAUCAGCAACAUCAUCGGCAGUCAUCGAGUUCCUGGAUGAAUUGUUCGCUCGUUUUGGGAUUCCAUCAACAAUUGUUUCCGACAAUGGCAGCCAAUUCAUUUUGAAACAAUUCGAAAAUUUCUGCGGGAGGAACGGUAUUCAACAUCUGCGGAUUUCGCCUUAUCAUCCACAAUCAAACGGUCAGGCUGAAAGGUUCGUGGAUUCCCUCAAGAGGUCUUUGCUGAAAAUCAACGACUGGCAAAACAUCCAUGAAUCACUUCAAACGUUCCUGCAAGUUUACCGAUCAACUCCAAGCCGAGUCCUGAAUGGUUCCACUCCAGCUGAGCUCAUGAUUGGCAGAAAAAUCAAAACUAUUCUGAAUCUUCUGGAUCAUGACCAAUCGAGACAUCCGAAAGCAGAUCAGGAACCACGACCACACAAACUAACAACUGGUGCUGCGGUGUAUGCCAAACUAUACCGCAACAAUUCGUCUUGGAAGUGGGUUCCUGGAAAGAUUCUUGAAGUGAUUGGCAAAGUUAACUUCAACAUCCUAUUGGAAGAGCAUCAUGGCAGGCGGAAGCUGAUACGUUCACACGUCGACCAGGUCAAGCUUCGGUAUCCGGGUGAUGCAAGUACUUCGGAGAGGCAGCCUACACCAUUGAACAUAUUGGUCGAUAUGUUUGGACUUCAAGCCCGGUCAAGCCAACCAUCUCCAACAUCAAAUGUUCCAGAACCUGAAGAAGAUGAUCCACAACCACCAGCCGGAGAAUCAACUUUGGUCGAUGUCGAUGUUAGCAUGGAAGACCAAAACGAUUCUUUUGUUUCCCUCGAAGAUGAACCAACACCUAGACGUCCCCGAAGGAACAUCAGACUGCCUGAGAGAUUAAAUUCUUACCUGGUGUCCUGGAAAUAA